CAUUCUUUCCAAUGCAUUCGUGUGUCCGGCAUCGUCCUGUGCAGAUCGUUUAUCUUUGUUGUAUUCUCGUGUCUCGAUUAAAAUAUGCGUGAGGUAAUUUCGAUACAGGUAGGACAGGCCGGAUGCCAGAUCGGGAAUGCUUGCUGGCAACUGUUCACCACCGAGCACGGCGUGCAGCCGGACGGAAAGAUGGCCGCUGACAUGCCGAUCGAGGAAAGCAUGGCCGCCUUCUUCCAAGACACUCGCUCCGGCCAGGUGGUGCCGCGGAGCAUUUUUAUCGAUCUGGAAGAGUCCGUGAUCGAUGACAUCGGGAACAGCGCGUACAAGCAGCUCUACCAUCCGGAGUACAUGAUCACAGGCAAAGAGGAUGCGGCGAACAAUUUUGCCCGUGGACACUAUACCGUGGGCAAGCAAAUAAUUGACCGAGUCUCGAACACGAUCCGCAAGCUCUCGGAACAAUGCAGUGGGCUGCAGGGCUUCCUAAUCUUUCACUCGUUCGGUGGUGGAACUGGGUCUGGGUUUACCUCCCUGCUGCUAGAUCACAUCGCACAGGACUUUGGGAAGAAGUGUAAGCUCCAGUUUGCGGUGUACCCGUCACCGAAGAUCUCGACCGCUGUUGUUGAACCGUAUAAUGCGGUGCUGUGUACGCACGGUACCAUGAACACGUCCGACUGUUGCUUCAUCAUGGACAAUGAGGCAACGUAUGAAAUAUGCUCCAAAACGCUGCAGAUUGAUCGACCGCAGUACACCGACCUGAACGCACUGGUGGCACAGGUCGUCUCGUCGGCCACCGCUUCCUUACGCUUCAAGGGCACCAUGAACGUCGAUCUGAACGAGUUCCAGACGAAUCUGGUGCCGUAUCCGCGCGUACACUAUCCACUCGUUUCGUACGCUCCGCUCGUAUCGGCCUCGAAGGCUUCGCACGAGAGUAGCUCGGUGGCGGAAAUUACGAACGCUUGCUUUACGGCGGAAAACACGAUGGUAAAGUGUGAUCCACGGCAUGGCAAAUAUAUGGCCUGCUGUAUGCUGUUCCGGGGCGACAUUGUCCCGAAGGACACGAACGAAGCGGUGGCAGCGAUAAAGACCAAACGGCACAUCAACUUUGUCGACUGGUGUCCUACGGGGUUCAAGAUUGGCAUCAACCAGCAGGCACCAUCGGUGCUGCCGGGCAGUGAGUUGGCCAAACCGAAGCGGGCCGUUUGCAUGCUGUCCAACUCUACUGCCAUCUCGGAGGCGUGGGCCCGGUUGAACCACAAGUACGAUCUGAUGUACCAAAAGCGUGCCUUCGUCCAUUGGUACGUGGGCGAAGGGAUGGAGGAGGGAGAGUUUACCGAGGCGCGGGACGAUCUCGCCUGUCUUGAGCGAGAUUAUGAGGAGGUGGCCGGUGAUACGGUCGCAUCCGGUGAGGAGUUUGACGAUGAUGAGUUUUAGCGAGUGUUGCUGAAAGGAGUAGAAAAAGCAAGAG
Messenger RNA from Anopheles maculipalpis, 1465 nucleotides. RefSeq names its product tubulin alpha-8 chain-like. Gene Ontology annotation, molecular function: GTP binding; structural constituent of cytoskeleton. Lineage: Eukaryota; Metazoa; Arthropoda; Insecta; Diptera; Culicidae. The transcript has 3 exons. The record is from RefSeq and is a predicted model, not a curated record. The coding region runs from base 85 to 1431 and encodes 448 amino acids. Gene Ontology annotation, biological process: mitotic cell cycle; microtubule cytoskeleton organization. Gene Ontology annotation, cellular component: cytoplasm; microtubule.